UGAAAACACACACACACACACACACACGUGCAGACCUAUUAACACACACACAUAUUUCCAUGCGGCUUCCGCCAGUUUCACUGGGAAUUUAAGACAACUUGUCCUCACUGUGUAGCUCCUGCUCAAACAGGGUUAUAUCUCAGCAGCUGUCUCCAUGGCUCCCCUGUGCUGUGCUGUGUUGGUCCUGCUGUACAUUUUUGACUCUGCCUCAGCCACUACUGUAGCUAACACAGAUUAUGGAGGUGUUCCUCUGUGGAUUAAUCGCCUGUUGGGUGAGCCCAGUGUGACGAGCCUGCAGGGACGGAUGGACUCAGCCUGGUUCCGAGCCAACAACCCUGAAUCCUGCCCUGAACAGUGUGACUGCCCUAUCCAUUGGCCCACAGCACUCUACUGUGACCAUAGAGGCUUGGCAGACAUCCCUGACCGCCUGCCAGACAGAACUCAAUACCUGUUUUUACAGGGCAACAACAUCUCGUCUCUGUCCUCCUCCUUUCUGGCCAACAUCACUGAUCUACGCUGGCUCAUCCUGGACCACAACCAGCUGCAGAGCGACAAGCUGGACCAGGCCGCCCUGCAGAACCAGAGCCAGCUGUCCUACUUUUUUGCAAACCACAACCACCUGAAAUCAGUGCCCAGUGCUCUCCCAGCUGGACUCAAGCAGCUGCGACUGGCCCACAACCAAAUCAGGAGCAUCAGCCCCGGAGCUUUCCAGAACCUCCACAACCUGACGCUGCUGCUGCUGCAGGGAAACAGACUGCAAACCAUCACAGAGGGAGACCUCAAAGGUCUGGUCAGUCUGAACCUGCUGGACCUCAGUGGGAAUUCGUUGUCAUCCGUCCCCAAGCAUUUACCCCCUUCUGUCCAGCAGCUCUAUCUGUCCAACAACACUCUCUCUGAGCUGGAUGAAGACAGUUUCGUUGGAUUUCUCAGCCUCAAGUACCUUCGUUUGAGUCACUGUGGUCUGCAGAGCAGCAGCGUCCACCUGCAGGUCUUCAACUUCUCCAGCCUGGUGGAACUGGACCUUUCUUAUAACAAACUAACAACCAUUCCCACAGUCCCCACCACCCUGCAGUACCUCUACCUUGAGGCCAAUCAAAUACAAGAGUUCAAUGUGACCAGUUUCUGCAGAGAGGUGGGACCUCUGUCUUACUCCAGGAUGAAGAUCCUACGACUGGAUGGAAACAAAAUGUCCUACCACCAGCUGCCGUAUGACUGGGUCUUCUGCCUGCGAGUGCUUGAGAGUAUUUACAUCUGAUCCAUCUUCUGAACAUGCAACAAGGGUUACUGUAUGUGACUGGCCGACCUCAUCUAUAAAAAAAGACGUGACUCAACUUCAGAUUUUUAUUUGGCUAUAGCCAACUCAUCACUUGUGAAGUCGAACAGUUUGGCCAUACAGCCAUAAACCAGAGAAGAAUCUGAUUUAUUAUGCUUUCAAUAUGUAGAUACACACCCAAACACUGAAGGGAAAACUGACCUUCAAAAGAUGCCAGAGUUUGAACUUGUACACUAAACCAGUGUUAUUUUAUCAGGAUGCCAAAAGUCAUGAUCAAAACAUUUCUCAUACCACCAGCGCAUUCCCAUGGGUUUCUUUCUCUCUCUCAUUCCAUCUUUUCCAAGUUCUGCCUCAGCAGGGUCGUACAUCUGUGUGUUAUUACUGAAUAGGAACUUUGACAAACCCUCUCAUUUCUGACUGUACAGGGAAAUGCGCUCUGGUUAAACUGAGCUGUCUUAGGAGGGAAAGGGAAACAUGUAUGAAUGGCAAAAUUCAGUAGCCUUCCCAUGAGACUAUCUGACUCACUUAGCUGGGCAGUGUUAAACAGCCACACCAGUCCACACAUGGAGCAGUCCAAAUCUGCUAAUUGUCUAAAACUCUGCUUUACAGAAAUAUUGUUACAUUAAACCUUAAUUUGAAAGCUGAUGUCCAUGAUGCUGAAACAUGAAGUUUGGUUUGUCCAACAA
Molecule: messenger RNA, 1959 nt
Organism: Epinephelus moara (kelp grouper)
Lineage: Eukaryota; Metazoa; Chordata; Actinopteri; Perciformes; Serranidae
Exons: 5
Coding region: 155-1255 (366 amino acids)
Molecular function (GO): protein binding
Source: RefSeq, a predicted model, not a curated record